AUGGUGGACAAUAUCGAAGGAGCUCUCAAAAACGAAUGGAACACUAAAGAUCUAAAGAUCCUAACCUCUCAAAUCAAGGACAACGAAUCACUCAUUAGGCUCAAGCGCAGGUGGUUGAUGGAUUUGCCCUUGUCUGUAAAGGAACACAAGAAAAUGGAGGAGAUGCUCCCUCCCAACGAUAAGGUACUGCCGGAAUCGUUCAUUAGGGAAGAUGACGUAAGCUAUGAGGACAUCAGAACUGCGAUCGAGAUGGGAUUUGGAGCUCAUAGCUGUGGGAAGGAAAGGCAGUGUACCCAAGAGGAUGUGCAAGUAUUUAAUCCACGCGAAUGUCUUCAAAAAAUUUGCUCCCUGCUUGAUGAUAUGUCUAAUAAAGGCUUAUGCUCUCUAAUUGAGGUACUCACCGGGGGAAUGAUCAAUUAUGAGAAAACAAAUUUGAGCAUGAAGAGGACAAUAAAAGAGUUGCUUCCAAAGGUCACUGCCAACAGAAACAAUAUUUCCGAAACAAAACUGAAGCAAAUUUCUCAACUUUUGCAAGACUCAAAAAAUUUCAAGGGGGGUCAGUUGGUGUGCUUGACCGCAUCUGAAGCCUAUCAUGCUGCUGCAAUUGAUGUCCUUGAAAGGCUCACUGACUUCCCCAUGAGAUCUUUACUUGCCAUGCGUAGGAAGCUGAAUGGUGACAAGAGUUACGUUCCCUCUCUCCACCCCCCGAGAUCUGGACAGACUCAUGAGCAGUUAUGCAGCACACUGAAGAACAAAUGCAAGAAGUUUCUAUCAGUCCUUCGUGAUGUGGAUGAGCCUGCAGAAGAAUUGGCCGGGGCACUGGGAGUUGCAGGUUUGACGCUAAAGCUAAUUAAGAACUGCCCAGCUGUGCGGGACUUCUGGAAAUUAUCACCAGAAAUUGAGGCGUUGCAAAAUGAAAUAGUGAAAGCUAUUCAUCUGAUAAAUCUGCCCAAGAGAGUGAGCUUGAUAGAGCUGAAGAAGGUGCAGGUUUUGUUAGACCCUAAUUUAGAGUUGUCUGACAAAAGUCUGCGUAAUGCUGUACGGGGUCUCUUGACCGAGUACCUAUUUGAGUGCAGUGACAUGGACAGCGUCCCUGAUUCUUUAGUAGAAACAGUUAACUUUAUUAAUACAAGAUCGCAAUUUCCAUCCCUCAAGAAACGACGGUCGUCCAAGAGCCUUACGUCCCCUCAAGAAUUUAUGGGGGAUGUAAUACAGAAAGAAGUGGAACACGUACUAACAGUGAGUGCUCUAGCAAAAGAAGUGGUGUUGAAUAUUAUUCCAGAACACGAAUUUGAUGAAGAUUUUGCUCGUGCGUACUUGGAAGAUUUUGCAGGAAACAAUUUUCUAUGUAUUUCUGAUGACGAGCAAGUUCGGGUUAUUCCUGGGCAUUACGAACUUCAUUCUAGCGACUCGUAUGAUGGCAAGUCUGAAAGUAUUGCUGAGACGAUGCUGGUAAAGAGUGGUUCGCCUUCACCAACAAGUAAAAGGGAUGAUGACUGGUCUCCCUUUUGUUCUCCAGACCAGGGGUUAGCUAUGUCCCUGGAGUCCAUGCAUAUUCCCAAAAUAGAUAGGGAUGAAACAGAUGGUUCUGAUUGUUUACUGUUCCGUAAGGAGUCAAAAGUAAUGGACUCCAGCCACAAUGGUGUUAAAAUUGAAGGGGAUACGAGCAGUUAUUCUACCAACCCGAAUUGUGUAUCUUCGGAAUUCCUGUUGGAGACGGACAUUGUCAGCCAGCACAGCAGGUCCUGUAAUAAGUACCUUCAGGUCCAGGAAGCUUGUGAUGCCUCGAGUAUGGUGGCCUAUCGUUUUGUGGGUCGCUUGCUGGACAAGCUUGCAAAUAUUGAACGCUUAGAAUUAUACGAAGGUGAUAGGUUGUAUCUAGGAGGUGAUUCUUCAGGCGUUGAUGAUUCUGAAGGUAAUGUGAUAUUAUAUCCUUUUAGGUUCAUGUGA
Striga hermonthica is the source of this 1950-nucleotide messenger RNA. The record is from the annotation of a GenBank genome assembly. Lineage: Eukaryota; Viridiplantae; Streptophyta; Magnoliopsida; Lamiales; Orobanchaceae.